AUGUCGACCCUUAACGGUCAUGUUGACGCGACCGCCGCCGUCACGAUUGGCAAAGACUCCUCUGAACUCCAGCCCACAAAAUCCAACAUUGGCGUGUUCACGAACCCGAAACAUGACCUCUGGGUAGCCGAAACGUCGCCAACUCUUGCAGAAGUCAAAGAUGGAAAAGACCUAAGAGAAGGAGAAGUCUACAUCGGCAUCAAGAGUACCGGGAUCUGCGGCUCAGACGUACACUUCUGGCACGCAGGGUGUAUAGGUCCUAUGAUUGUCACGGACGACCAUAUCCUGGGCCACGAAUCUGCAGGCAUAAUAUUAUCCGUCCAUCCCAGUGUCACGAAUUUGAAGCCAGGCGACAGAGUGGCCAUAGAACCGAAUGUUCCGUGUUUCAAAUGCGAGCCGUGCUUAACAGGAAGAUACAAUGGGUGUGAGAGUGUUGAGUUUCUUUCCACGCCGCCCGUUGAUGGGUUGUUGAGGCGAUACGUCAAACACCCUGCGGUGUGGUGUCACAAGAUCGGGAACAUGAGUUACGAGAACGGAAGUCUAUUAGAGCCUCUCUCUGUAGCAUUGGCAGGAAUGGAACGCGCCGGUGUCAGGCUUGGAGACCCCGUGCUGGUAUGUGGUGCUGGUCCAAUUGGCCUGGUUACACUGUUAUGCUGCGCAGCUGCUGGUGCAUGUCCCCUCCUGAUCACGGACAUUGAUGAGGGACGGUUGAAGUUUGCGAAAUCCCUCGUUCCACGAGUCACCACGUUUCAGGUCCCCAAGGGCGCAUCUGCGGAGGAAUGCGCUAAUCAAAUCGUCUCGGCAAUGGGUGGUAUCCGACCUCGCGUCGCAGUGGAAUGUACAGGUGUCGAAUCGAGCGUCAACUCGGCCAUCUGGUCGGUCAAGUUCGGUGGCAAAGUCUUUGUGAUCGGCGUGGGCAAGAACGAGAUGACGAUCCCGUUUAUGAGGCUGUCCACGCAAGAGAUCGAUCUCCAAUAUCAAUACCGGUACAGUAACACGUGGCCGAAAGCGAUCAGGCUGGUGGAGAGCGGUGUGAUUUCUCUGGAGAAAUUGGUCACGCAUCGGUUCAACAUGAGCGAUGCGGUGGCUGCUUUCCAGACGGCGAGUGAUCCAAAGAGCGGAGCCAUCAAGGUCCAGAUCAAGAACGACGACAGCUUAUGA
Molecule: messenger RNA, 1161 nt
Organism: Fonsecaea nubica
Lineage: Eukaryota; Fungi; Ascomycota; Eurotiomycetes; Chaetothyriales; Herpotrichiellaceae
Product: L-arabinitol 4-dehydrogenase
Exons: 1
Coding region: 1-1161 (386 amino acids)
Biological process (GO): D-sorbitol catabolic process
Molecular function (GO): L-iditol 2-dehydrogenase (NAD+) activity
Source: RefSeq, a predicted model, not a curated record